This is a messenger RNA of Chenopodium quinoa (quinoa), 853 nucleotides long. RefSeq names its product putative 4-hydroxy-4-methyl-2-oxoglutarate aldolase 2. NCBI's taxonomy places the organism in Eukaryota, Viridiplantae, Streptophyta, Magnoliopsida, Caryophyllales, Amaranthaceae. The coding region runs from base 165 to 665 and encodes 166 amino acids. The record is from RefSeq and is a predicted model, not a curated record. Gene Ontology annotation, biological process: regulation of RNA metabolic process. Gene Ontology annotation, molecular function: ribonuclease inhibitor activity. The transcript is spliced from 2 exons.
UAAUUAUUUCAUUAAUAUCAUAAAUAGCAAGAAAAAGAGUAUCUCUGUCAUAGAUUGAUUGAAGAGCCCUGAAAGAUCACAACUUUAAACUCUUUCUCUCUCUUCUCUCAUUCUCCCUCUUCUUCUCAUUUCUUGGGCUUUCACUUGGGAGGUACUUAAAUAACAUGGCUUCGGUGGCAACAGCUGAAGUUUGUGAUGCUAAUUCACAUUUAAUUCAAAGUGGUGAAUUACGAGCCCUGCAGCCAAUCUUUCACAUAUAUGGCCAACGCCAAGUGUUCAGCGGACCAGUAGUCACUGUCAAGGUUUUCGAGGACAAUGUGUUAAUCCGUGAUUUUCUUGAGGAGAAAGGCAAUGGUAGAGUUCUUGUUGUUGAUGGUGGUGGGAGCUUACGAUGUGCAAUACUAGGAGGCAACCCAGUACAGCAAGCUCAGAACAAUGGGUGGUCAGGAAUAGUCGUGAAUGGGUGUAUCAGGGAUGUUGAUGAAAUCAAUAGCUGUGAUAUUGGGGUCAGAGCUUUGGCCUCUCACCCUAUGAAGGCCAACAAGAAAGGCUUAGGGGAUAAGCAUGUUCCAGUCACAAUUGCUGGGACAAGAAUCUGUGAUGGUGAAUGGCUUUAUGCUGACGCUGAUGGAAUUCUGAUUUCGCGAAGUGAACCUUCUGUCUGAUCUUGUGGUAUGCCAAUUCCGUAAUAACUGUGUCAUUGAUAUAUGUUGAUUGUGAGUGUAAUUCAUGUUUUUUUUUUCUUCAUUCGGAUCUAUAAACAGCCCAAAAUGUACCAAUUUUCAAAGUUUGCAAUAAUGAAGUGUAUGUUAUGUAUCUGAAACCUGGUAUGUCUUAUGCCUCUCCUUCUUUA